Messenger RNA from Macrosiphum euphorbiae (potato aphid), 927 nucleotides. The record is from the annotation of a GenBank genome assembly. Lineage: Eukaryota; Metazoa; Arthropoda; Insecta; Hemiptera; Aphididae.
AUGUCUCAUAAAACCAUAUCGAAAAAACAAAGAUCAACCAAUUUCACAUUUUAUGAAAAAGAACUUUUAUUGAAACAUGCUUUACAAAAUCGGCACGUAUUAGAAAAUAAAGAGUCAAAUGCAGUGACAUGGAAGGACAAACAGAAAUGUUGGCUGAAAAUUACUGAACUAUAUAAUUCAGAAACAACAGGCUGUCCAAGAGAUGCUUCAUGUUUGCGAUCAAAAUAUGAAUGUGUCAAAAAACUUUUAAGGGGAACUAAAAGGGAUCUAUUCAAAACAGGGGGUGGUCCCUUUAAAGAACCUCAUAUAGUUUCAAGUGAUUCAGAAAAAACCUUGUACACAAUUUUACAACCAACAAUUGAAGGACUACCUAGUCCAUUUGAUAGUGACCAUCCUGAUUUUGAAACCACUCAUAUUUCACAACUAGAACCUUCCAAACAAAAUGAAGGCAUGGUGACACAAAAUAAAGAAAAUGUGAACGAUAAUUUAGAAUUUUCAAUUGGCGAGGAAUGUCAAUCUACAUAUGCUUAUGAUGAAAUGUUGGGUUUAGAGGACACACUUAAUACAAUUUAUGAAACACCAGAAAAAUCUAUACAAAAUAUAAAAGACAACAAUCAAAUAAUAGAUGACAAUUUGAUACAUCAACAGCCAAGUACAUCAUGGACUCCGUUAGCAUCAACAAAACUGUUGAGAUCAUCAGGAAAAAAUGAUAAAUUAUCAACCAAAUUUAAAAAAAAGAAUCACUGUCAAAUAUCAGUCAGUGAGAAGUUUUCAAUUUUAGCUGAAAAAAAGUUAGAAUUGGUAGAUUUGCAAAUUUCUUUUUUAAAAGAGGAACAUGAAGAAACAAUGAUUUUUUUGAAAAGGAAACAUGAACUUGAACUUGCAUCGUUAGAACUAGAAAUUGCUAAUAAAAAACAUAAGCUGUGA